Molecule: messenger RNA, 1774 nt
Organism: Dendroctonus ponderosae (mountain pine beetle)
Lineage: Eukaryota; Metazoa; Arthropoda; Insecta; Coleoptera; Curculionidae
Product: alanine--glyoxylate aminotransferase 2-like
Exons: 8
Coding region: 111-1553 (480 amino acids)
Cellular component (GO): mitochondrion
Molecular function (GO): pyridoxal phosphate binding; transaminase activity
Source: RefSeq, a predicted model, not a curated record
UACUUAAUACGUCAAGGCACUAUAGUCUUCAGUGUUCUAUUCUUAGUACGUACAGCCAACUACACAUUUGGCUCAUUUCUAGUUUAACUAGUUGAAUCAUAAUUCAUACAAUGGAACAGCUGCCAAAGGAGGAAACUAUCGCCUUACGAGAGAAGCUGAUUGGCCCUUCCUGUCAACUGUUUUUCCGCAAAGACCCGCUGAAAAUUGUCAGAGGCAAAGCCCAAUAUCUGUAUGAUGAGAAGAGCAACGCCUAUUUGGACUGCAUCAAUAAUGUGGCUCAUGUCGGUCACUGCCAUCCAGCUGUUGUUCAAGCCGGAUGCGAUCAGAUGGCGGUUCUAAACACCAACAAUCGCUUUUUGCAUGACAACAUCGUGGUGUGCGCUCAGAAGAUCGUCAGCACUCUACCAGAUAAGCUGGAGGUGUGCUUCUUCGUCAACUCCGGCUCAGAAGCCAACGACCUGGCGCUGAGACUGGCGCAGAUCCAUACCGGGCACAGGGACGUGAUCACCUUGGAACAUGCGUACCAUGGCCAUUUGACUUCUUUGAUUGAUAUUUCCCACUACAAGUUUAACCUCCCUGGAGGCGUUGGACAGAAGAAACAUGUCCAUUUGGCAGCAUGCCCUGAUAGUUACAGAGGAAGAUAUCGCGACAACGAGUACAGCAUGGAUGAAAUUGGCACGAUGUAUGCGAACGAAGUGGGCGAUCUGUGCGAAAAAUCCACCCAGAACGGGGCCGGAGUCUCGGCCUUUAUUGCCGAAAGCCUGCUAAGCUGCGGAGGCCAAGUGAUUCCUCCCAAGAACUACUUUAGCCGAGUUUACGAGCACGUGAGACGCGCUGGGGGCGUGUGCAUAGCGGACGAGGUCCAAGUUGGGUUCGGCCGCAUAGGGAAACAUUGGUGGGCUUUCCAGAACUACAACGUCCAGCCCGAUAUUGUUACAAUGGGCAAACCCAUGGGAAACGGUCAUCCUGUCGCUUGCGUUGUCACUACCAGAGAAAUCGCCGACAGCUUUUUCAACACUGGAGUUGAAUACUUCAACACUUAUGGUGGAAACCCGGUUUCUUGUGCAAUUGCCAACGCAGUCUUCGACACAAUAGAGAACGACAACCUGAUGGAACAAGCCCUGAUUGUGGGCGAGUAUCUGCUGGACAGUUGCCAGACGUUGGCAAAAAAACACAAGCAGAUUGGUGAUGUGCGAGGAGUUGGUCUGUUUGUUGGAAUCGACUUGGUGGAGGAUCGCGACACGAGGAAAGCCAACAAAGAGUGCGCUCAAAUAGUCGUGCAAAGAAUGAGAGAAGAACGGAUUUUGGUCAGCGCCGAUGGUCCAGAAUGUAACGUGAUCAAGUUCAAGCCGCCGAUGGUUUUCACCAAGGAAAAUGUGGAUGAAGUGGUUGCCACGCUGGAUCGCGUUCUCACUGAAGUGAAGCACAAGGAGAGAUUAGACGCAAAAAUCAAGAGUUUGCAAAACCUCGUUCCGGCCAUCAUCGAGGAGCAUUCCAACAAGGGCCAGCGGCCAGUCAGGCCCAUUUACAAGGAAAACAUCAAGUCCAUAUAAAAACGUAUUAUUCGCGCGUAAUGUACAGUUAGGAAAUAAGGCACUUAUUUAUUUAUUCUUACCUGGGGAUAUUGCUCAUUUACCUACUUAUAUUAAGUAAACGUGGAUUUUUUUAUUGGAAGGUAUAUUCGAGAAUCGUGCUUUCAAGAGCUGCUCUCCACAAUAUUUGUAAUACUAAUAGGAAAAUAAACUGCGACAAUAAAAAUCAUUUAUUUAGAAAA